GUUAGAAUGGUGAAGAGCAAAUCACAAGAGAAAGUCCCAAAAGUAAGAAAGUCUAAGAGCAAGAGAAUGCAAUUCCCAAUCAAGCCAAUCAAUCUUAUGAUCAUUGUGAGUCUGGUAAUUGCUAUUUGGAUCGGAUACAAAGGAUACCUCCAAACGAGAAUUAAUACUCCAUAUAAUGGAAAAAAGGCAUUUACUGGAUAUGGAUUGGAUUCUCUGGACAGGUAUUGGGGUACUUAUCGAUCCGGAGUAUAUUUCGGUUUAAAAACAAGAGACCCGCAUUCCUUGGUGACUGGUUUAAUGUGGUAUUUUCCACGGUUCUUACGUCAUGACGGAACUGGAUUUAGACACUGGUGCGAGCAAGGUGAUGAACUAGACAGAUAUGCAUGGCUAGAACACGACGGACGAACAUUUGGAGUUCAGGAAAUAGUAGAUGAUCUCGCAGUCAUAAGAACAACAUUCGUCAAAAAGCCUGGUGGAUAUCACGGUGGUGACUGGACCGCAAGAAUUGCGGUAUCAGCAAACAAAGAACAGGUUGACGAAGAGAUGUCGUUGUUAUUUUAUACCGCUAUCGAGGAAGAUACGAGGGGUUGGAUAAAGGCUAAUCUAGGAGACUAUAAUCGCUUGACAGGAAUAGAAGGAAAUACAUUCGGAUUGGGAUCUUUUAUCAUAAAUGUGAAUUUAAUAAAUGGCACUAUAGAAGAGCAUUCCUUUCUAGCGACGGUCGCUCCUGGUCUAAACAUGUUGAAAGAAACGGUUUUCCAAAGUCUCCGCAUCGCGACCCAGAAAGGAUCCAUGGAGAAACAUGUAGUUUUAGCUGGUGAACAAUUGCCUUUGCUUCCCGAAGGCAAGAAAAAGGAUCCGAAUUUCAUUGUAACUCAAGUGACAGGAAAAAUCCCUUUUGAGAUCGAAAUUAGUUAUGAAUCUGGCAGUUUCACCAAUAGGAUGGACGUUAAAUUAACGGGAAACAAUUAUGACGAGGCUCUCAAGAAUCACAGAGAACUGUUCUCAAAGAAAUUUGAAAAUGUUUUCAAGUUGAAGUCUAAGGGAUACACGGACGACGAAGUGGCGUUUGCAAAGAUGGCGUUCUCAAAUCUUAUAGGCUCGAUAGGUUACUUUUAUGGGGCUUCACAGGUGCAAAGUAUCUAUAAUCAGGAACCUGUGCCUUAUUGGAAAGCACCUUUGUAUACUGCCGUACCAAGCAGAAGCUUUUUUCCAAGAGGUUUCCUGUGGGAUGAAGGUUUUCACGGUUUAUUGAUUUCUGCCUGGGACGUGGAGAUUGAAAUAGAUAUUAUAAAGCAUUGGUUUGAUCUGAUGAACGUCGAGGGCUGGAUACCAAGAGAAAUGAUUCUCGGCCAAGAAGCUGUGGCUAAAGUUCCCGAGGAGUUCAUAACUCAGAUCAACACAAAUGCGAAUCCACCUACAUUUUUCUUGACGCUAGAUUUUUUGCUUCAACAUAAACAGCAGGAGUUACUGAAACAUAAUAACCAAUUGCUUAUCAAACUGUAUCCACGGUUGCAGAAAUGGUUCUCGUGGUUUAAUACCACGCAAGUCGGCGAGUUACCCAGUACAUACAGAUGGCGAGGCAGAGAAGAAAAGACUACUGAAGAAUUGAAUCCUACAACGCUCACAUCCGGCUUAGAUGAUUACCCCAGGGCUUCCCAUCCGAGUGUCGCCGAGCGUCACGUUGAUUUGCGUUGCUGGAUCGCAUUUGCUGCUCGCGUUAUGGCUAGACUCGCCGAAACGUUGAGUUAUUCUGCCAUAAAGUAUCAAGAAACAUUUGAGUAUCUAUCCGACAAUAACUUGUUGAACAAUCUACAUUGGUCGCCGAAUGCGCAAGCAUAUUCCGAUUACGGUUUGCACACUGACAAGGUGGUUCUACGGAAGAUUGCGUUACAGCCAUCUCGCAAGCAGCAAUCUGCUCACAUCCAAAUGACACCAGAAAUGAAACGCAUCGUACUGGAAAAUCCAUCAUUGAAGUUUGUCGAUGCAACCUUUGGAUAUGUAUCGUUAUUUCCUUUUAUUCUGCAGAUUGUCGAGCCUGAUUCGCCUCAACUGGGGAAGAUACUGCAGGAUCUACGAGAUCCUGAUUUGCUGUGGACUAAGUACGGACUGCGUUCGCUCGCGAAAACAUCACCUUUAUACAUGAAAUAUAAUACGGAACACGACGCGCCUUACUGGCGCGGUUCUAUCUGGAUAAAUUUGAAUUACUUGACAGUACGAGCAGCGUAUCAUUAUUCAAACGUGACGGGACCAUACCAGGAGAGCGCAAAAAGGUUAUACCAAGAGUUACGAAAGAAUUUGAUACAGAAUAUUAUUAUGCAAUAUAGAAAAACUGGGUAUUUAUGGGAGCAGUACGAUAGCACGGAAGGAAAAGGUAAAGGAAGUCACCCUUUCACUGGCUGGACUUCUUUGGUAGUACUACUUAUGGCAGAAAUAUAUUAAAUGUCACGUUAAUGUGUAUAGUGUUACAUUCCCGUUCAACUGUACCGAGCUCAACAAUAUAUUGUAAAAAAUUUAGGGGAAAUAGGCACAGAGAAGCUAUCAGCAUCAGGGCUGUGUGGCAAAAAUCUAUCAAUAUGAAGGAGACCAGG
Molecule: messenger RNA, 2591 nt
Organism: Trachymyrmex cornetzi
Lineage: Eukaryota; Metazoa; Arthropoda; Insecta; Hymenoptera; Formicidae
Gene: GCS1
Product: mannosyl-oligosaccharide glucosidase
Exons: 3
Coding region: 7-2442 (811 amino acids)
Biological process (GO): protein N-linked glycosylation; oligosaccharide metabolic process
Cellular component (GO): endoplasmic reticulum membrane
Molecular function (GO): Glc3Man9GlcNAc2 oligosaccharide glucosidase activity
Source: RefSeq, a predicted model, not a curated record